Molecule: messenger RNA, 1389 nt
Organism: Miscanthus lutarioriparius
Lineage: Eukaryota; Viridiplantae; Streptophyta; Magnoliopsida; Poales; Poaceae
Source: the annotation of a GenBank genome assembly
AUGCCGCCGCCGCCGCCGCGGUCGCUCCGCGUCGCCGUCAUCGGCGCGGGAGCCGCGGGGCUGGCCGCCGCGCGCGAGCUGCGGCGCGAGGGCCACGCGCCCGUCGUGUUCGAGCGCGCCCACGCAGUCGGGGGCACCUGGCUGUACGACGACCGACAGCGCCACUCCAGCAGCAGCAUGUACGCGUCCCUGCGCACCAACCUGCCACGCGAGGUCAUGGGCUUCCUCGACUUCCCCUUCGCCGCCGCCCCGGACUCCGUCGACGCGCGCAGGUUCCCUCGCCACCAGGAGGUGCUGCGCUACAUCCAGGCCUUCGUGCGCCGCUUCCACCUUCACGGCCUGGUCCGCCUCCGCACGGAGGUGCUCGCCGUCACCAAGGACGACGACGAGGGGAGCAGCAACAGCGGCAGCUGGAGGGUGAGGUGGUGCCGGAACGCAGCCGCCGGUGACGAGGAGGAGCAGGAGCAGGAGGAGGCGUUCGAUGCCGUCGUGGUCUGCAACGGCCACUACACGGAGCCGCGAACCGCCGCCGACAUCCCCGGCCUGGACGCCUGGCCGCCGGGCAAGCAGAUGCACAGCCACAGCUACCGCGUGCCGGGCCCGUUCGCGGACCAGGUGGUGGUCAUAGUCGGAGCCAGCAACAGCGGCGCCGACAUCUCCAGGGAAAUCGCCGGAGUGGCCAGGGAGGUACACGUGGCCGACAGAUCGGCGCCCGCCGACACCUGCCGUAGGCUCCCCGGCUACCGCAACCUCUGGCUCCGCUCCAUGGUGGAGCGCGCCGACGCGGAUGGCACCACCGUCGUGUUCCGAGACGGCAGCUCCGUCAGAGCGGACGUCGUUAUGCACUGCACCGGCUACAAGUACAGCUUCCCCUUCCUCCUUACGACGACGGCGGGGGUGGACGAGGGCGAGGAUACCCCCGGUUCCACCGUCGUCUCCGUCGAUGACAACCGCAUCCACCCGCUGUACAAGCACGUGUUCGUGCCUCAGCUGGCUCCUCACCUCGCCUUCAUCGGCCUGCCCUUCAAGGUGAUCCCUUUCCCGAUGUUCCAGCUCCAGGCCAGCUGGGUCGCCGGCGCUCUGUCGGGCCGGAUCCAGCUCCCGUCGGAGGAGGAGAUGAUGGAAGACGUGAGGACGCUCUACACGGAGCUGGAGGCCGUGGGAUGGCCCGUCAGGUACACGCACUGCAUGAAGCACAGCCAAUUCGAGUACGACGAGUGGCUGGCGGAGCAGUGCGGCGGGCACGCCGGCAGAGUGGAGGAGUGGAGGAAGGACAUGUUCGACGCCGACAGGAAAAAGAAGGUGGAGUGCCCGGAGACGUACCGAGACGACUGGGACGAUCACCAUUUGCUGGAACAAGCGUACCGAGACUUCAACAAAUACUCGUAA